ACAAAUCAAUAAUUAAUGGAUUUAAAAAAAUCAUUAAUUAUUGGAAGAAAAAGAAACACACUUUGUGCCUUUGUGGCUUUGUGCAAUGUGUCUCCGUCUUAACUCUUAACCCGUUUCCCCCUUCUCUCUCUCUGCCAUGAACUCCCUUUCACUCCGACAAAAAACCCAAAACAUCCUGGUUGUCAGUCUUAAACUCUGAUACAUCCUCUGAACGAGGAAAACCCAGAAAUGAUUUCACAUCUUGUUUGCAUGACCAUUCUGUUCCUCGGACUUUCUUGCCUGCAACAUGUUUGUGCAAAUGCCGAGCUGAGCGCUUUAAUGGAGAUGAAGGCCUCCUUGGACCCAGAGAACAAGAUUCUCUCUUCAUGGACCAGAGAUGGCGAUCCGUGCAGCGGGUCGUUUCUGGGAGUGGGCUGCAACGAGCACAGGAAGGUGGGCAACAUUUCCCUGCCGAGCAGGGGUCUUGCCGGAGAGUUGUCGCCGGCGGUGGCGGAGCUCAGGUGCUUGUCCGGUCUCUACUUGCAGUUCAACAAGUUGAGUGGUGAGAUUCCCAGAGAGAUUGGGAAUCUCACUGAGUUGACUGAUCUGUAUCUUGAUUUCAACAAUUUUUCUGGGAUUAUACCUUCUGAGAUUGGAAGAAUGGCUAGCCUUCAAGUGCUGCAGCUGAACAACAACCAGUUGACAGGCUCCAUACCCCAAGAGAUUGGAUUCUUGAAGAAGCUCAGUUAUAUUGCUUUGGAACACAACAUGUUAACAGGUCAGAUUCCAGCAAGCUUUGGAACUAUGGCACUGCUAAAAGAAGUUUAUUUCGGCUUCAAUCAGCUCUCCGGUCCGAUUCCUCCUAGCUUGGCUAAUUCUCCUUCAUUGGAGGUUUUGGAUGUUCAAAAUAACAACUUUUCCGGCCCCAUUUCUCCCGGGUUACAAAGGCUCAAUGGAGGAGGAUUCAAAGGAGGAAAUAACCCCAAUCUAUGUGGGGUUGGAGUUUUGUCAUUACGAAAUUGUACGCCGUUGGAUUAUGAGGGGAAGGUUAAUCCGGGCGAAGGGUCAGUGCCCCUAGCUGUUAACAUUCCCAAGGCAGCAAACGUUCUCUCGCAUUGCAAACACCACCAACCCCACUGCUCAAGUCCGUCCAAAUCCCUCAUACUCAUCAUUGGGGUGGUCUCUGCCACCGUCUCACUGUUGGGUUUGGGGAUUUGCAUUGCAUUCGUCUACCGGUGGCGCAGGCAGAAAGUGGGGACCUCCGUCGAUGAAUCCGAGGAUAAGAGGCUUAAUGCGGAUCAACCAAAGGAAUUGCCCCGAAACCUCACCCCUCUCAUCAGCCUAGAGUAUUCUCAAGAGUGGGACCCAAUGACCACGGACGCGACUGCCAAGUUCAACGUGGAAGAAGUCGAGUCGGCAGCCCAGCAUUUCUCCGAUGCGAAUUUGCUAGGGAGGAGCAACUUCUCGGCGGUCUAUAGAGGAAUCCUCAAGGACGGGGGUGUGGUCGCGAUUAAGAGCAUAAACCUCACGGCUUGCAAGUCCGAAGAGGCCGAGUUUAUGAAGGGAUUAAACAUGAUAACGUCGUUGAAACACGAUAACCUUAUCAAGUUGAGGGGUUUUUGCUGCUCGAAGGGGAGGGGAGAGUGUUUCUUGAUCUAUGACUAUGCCUCUAGAGGUACUUUGUCACGAUACCUUGACGUGGGAGAGGGUAGCGGCUUUGUCCUCAACUGGCCCACGAGAGUUUCGAUCAUCAAGGGCAUUGCGAGAGGCAUAGAGUAUUUACACAGUUGUGAUGAUAACAAGCCCGCGAUUGUUCACCGCAACAUAUCGGUGGAAAAAAUCUUACUCAACGAAAAAUUCUCCGCGGUGAUUUUGGAUUCCGGCCUUCUGAAGCUCUUUGCGGAGGACGUCGUGUACUCAGCACUUAAGGUGAGUGCCGCCCUCGGGUACAUGGCGCCGGAGUACAUUACUUCAGGAAGCUUCACGGAGAAGAGCGACGUGUACGCGUUCGGAGUGGUGAUGCUUCAGGUGUUGUCCGGGAAGUGUAUGCUCACAAGCUCGCUCCGGGCGUCGGCCGAGUCUUGCGAUUUUGUUGGGUUUAUUGACCCAAACCUUAAGGGGAAGUUCAACGAAAACGAGGCGGCAAAGCUUACGAAGGUGGCGGUGGCGUGCACGAACGAGGUUCCCGAGAACCGGCCGACGAUGGCAGCCGUCAAUGGAGAACUCGCCGGAGAGGGGCAAAAUUUUGUGGGGAGAGUUGGUCAUGAUGGAUUCCAUGAAGCUGUUUGAUUGAUUUGAUAGUCUUUACUCUUUACUUUAAGCUUAUGUAAAUAAAGACAUCACUGGCAAAAGAGUAUUUUGUGCAAGAUUUUAAUGAAUUAUGUAACCAUUU
Messenger RNA from Cuscuta campestris, 2371 nucleotides. NCBI's taxonomy places the organism in Eukaryota, Viridiplantae, Streptophyta, Magnoliopsida, Solanales, Convolvulaceae. The record is from the annotation of a GenBank genome assembly.